AUGGCCACCUCUGGUGGCGAUCAAGCCUCCCAGGCUCGACGCCAUAUUGAGACGAUCCGACAAGAAGCUGGACUGGACGAUACUAAGGCCUCGAAUCGGAACGUUGAGAAUCUUCAGAACGCCCUCCACACCCUUGCCGACGAGCUCUAUCAGAAGUCGACUCAUUUUCUGCUGGAGUUGAUCCAGAAUGCAGAUGACAAUGAAUACAAUGUGCUUGAGCCAAGCAUAACAUUGACCUACAAGGGUCGGCGAUUGAGGAUCGAUUGCAAUGAGCGAGGUUUUAGCGAAAAGAACGUCGAGGCCAUUUGCCGAGUGGGCAGCAGCACCAAAGCCGGUGCCAACCGUGCUGCUUCUUAUGUCGGAGAAAAAGGCAUCGGCUUCAAGUCGGUUUUCAAAGCUGCCGACGUCGUUUGGAUCUCGUCCAACUCAUACACCUUCAAGUUCGACAAGAGGCAGGUAUUAGGUAUGGUGGCGCCAAUCUGGGAGAUAUUUCCUGAGCCAACUACACCAUCAAUGACGUCCACGCUCCUGCAGUUGUCCCCUGAAUAUGACGAGAAACAGCUUAUUUCGGAUCUCAAGACGUUCGACUCCCGCAUGUUAAUGUUCCUUCGCCGUUUGAACAAAGUUAAAAUCACAGUUUACGAGGCUGCUUCCACUUGGGAAACCACUCUCAGCAAAAGAAUGUGCUCGAGCCGCAACGAAACUGCAAUUGAGCUCAUUCAGGACGACAAAUCGAUGAGGUACCUAGUCAGUUCAUAUAGAGCAACCAACCUACCCAAUGAACUGAAACGGCCAGGCGCAAGGGAAUCUCAGAUAAUGCUUGCAUUUCCGGAUAUCAUUGAUCUGCAACCGGUCGAAUCUCAAAAAGUAUACGCAUUUCUUCCCAUCAGAGAUUAUGGUUUCAAGUUUCUCUUGCAGGCGGACUUUCUUCUCUCAGCAAACCGGGAGGAUAUCUUGAUGUAUUCACCUUGGAACGAAGCUCUCCGGCGAGAAUUUGUGAAUGCGUUCGUAACCGUGACGAGGGCCUACAGUCACGGCCAAUUGUGUUAUAUGUGGCCCCGAUACAUCCCAUUCUUGUCCGGACAAUCACCCUUUUUUGAGCCUGCCCGGCGGCAGAUAAUAACACGGCUGUCUCGAGAGCCGGUGUUGAAAUGCAGAACCCAGGAGCUGAUGACGCCAGCAUCCUUGAUAUACGUUCCUGAGGAGUUUUGUGAUAAACGUGGCGUUCCCAUGUCGUCCUCUCCCAGCAAUGAUCGAAAGUACUUAUGCCCUAAAUACGGAGUCUCGUUGAACGGGAAUCUGGAGGCCCUCGGGAUGAAGAUAAUGACCGCAUCCAUCUUCUUGGACCAUUUGGAUUCCUUCAUAGAGGAAAAUGCGUCGCUGGUCCGCAACCGGGAGUGGGAAUGGCAUACCCGACUCGCAGAGCUCCUGCUGAAGCUGGUAUUCGAUGCAAAUUAUCGCGAACGUAUUCUCAAAUUGCCAGUAAUUCCUCUCAACGACGGCCGCUGGGUACCUGCGAACGGCAAUUCUGUUUAUCUUCCCCAGGAGGCCGAACGCUGCGUUCCUCCCGAAGGGUUUGAACUUUGGUUGGUCCGCGAGGACGCUGCGAAUCAUCCAACAACUCGAUCCCUCUACUCGCAACUUGGCUUAAAGGUUCUGAGCCAGGAAAGCGUUGUUUGCAAUCUUAUCCAAAUACAUAUGGAUGAGUCCUUCAGUCCACACUCGAUGACUUUACAGCAACUUAUUUCCCAUGCCACAUUCCUUUUCAACGCCCGAGCCGACGACUCUCGGCUGAGAUAUCUCUGGUUCGUCACCAAAAAUGGUUCUGGUCGCGUCAGGGGCGAACAGGUGUACUUGACCUCGCAGGUUCCAUUCGCGGCGAGCCAUUACUUUGAUGACCAAUCUGAUGUCCAUUUUAUCCAUCCAGAUUACUUGGCCGUUGGUGGUGAUGAUCCGCAACGCUGGCUCAGGUGGCUCGAAAAAUAUGCCGGGAUGUCGAUUUUGCCCCGUCUUACAGAAAAGGAUCCUGAUUAUCCCUCGUCCUUUCGCCUCUCUCCCGAUUUUGCGUUGAUUAUCCGAAAUUCCAAGUCCAAUGAGUUUUUGGAUUUGUUGAAAGAGAAUUGGAAUCAUUACUCCUGGUGGAUUGAAGAUGGCGCCGGUAGAAGUAAUGAUGAUCACAAACAAGACGCAUCUCGGGAGCGACUCCGACGGGAACUGCAAAUGGUGCAGGUUCAAUGCAGAGGAUGCAUUUUCAGACCAUUGCGAGAGGCUUUUCUCCCUCUUCCAGAGCUUGUGGACAAAGCACAGGGUCAAGUACCUUUUGUGGACGUCCGGACCCCUCUUGACUCGCGAUGGGAGAAACUGAAAUUUCUUGGGCUAGGUGUCGCGGGAGAUGUAUGGUUCUAUCUUCGAUGCUUGGAAGCAUUGAGUGCGACAAGAGAAGGAACAGUUUUUGAUAAGGCUGUCAUCAUGCUAGAACAGAUUCAGGCCCGAUGUUCAGAACAUCCGGACCUUGUUAGAAAAUCAUUCGCGGAGAACUCGCUCGUCUGUAUUCCGAACAAGAAUCAGAGUCGAACAGUGCGAUGGGUCAAAGUUCGGGACUGCUUAUGGCACGGCCCCGAAUGCCUUCGGCAGUUUGUAGCUCUCGAAAACGUGUAUCCAUCAUGUCAGCGUCUCUUUCGCGACUUUUUCCAAAUAUCAAAUGCCGGGAUAAGAGAUCUUGUCCGUGAAGCCAUUCUGCUCAGGACAGGCCAACCUCUAUCCUACAUCAGAGACCUGCUUCUCGAGAUUGAAAAGCGUCUGGAGACUGAUGAGCCCACUACUGCCCUUGACGUUAUUCAAACACGUGGUCUGUGGCCUGUGAAAAGCAUGGCAAAUGAUGGUGAAUGGGAUACACUUGGGUGUGCGAAAAAUUCCACUCCGUGGUUUAUUGCGGAUCGGACACAUUUGUUUGAGAGUUUUCGUGGGAUCGUGCCUUUGCUGGCGUUUGAGGUUGAGGAUAUCCUUAAAAUGCCUCUCCUUUUACGAAAACUUGGAGGUGACAGAAGAAGGCUGACACGAGCAGCCACGAGCAUAGCUGAGAGCAUUGGUUCCACUCGCCCUAACUUGGUGUAUCAGAAAGACCUGCGAUCGAGAUCGGAUUUUAUUGCGAGACUUAUCCCAAGAAGAGAACUGGGCAAGAAAGACAAGAUGGCAAAACUGGAGAGGUUAGAGGUGUUUUUCACCGAGAGAGUGAUACAGAAAUGGUCUCUUCAGGUGGGUUCCUGCUCAAAACAGGGACGCUCCAAAGAUGGGAAUGUUGUGGUAUCCACCGCGCAUGACACCCUCAAGAUUUAUUUCAAGGAACAUUACUUCGAAGAAAAUAAGACACCGGGCGAAUUGAUAGAGGCAAUUGCAAGUUUCUGUUCCAUUGAGGAUAGACAUCUGUAUCUGCUCACUAUCGCGUUGACGGAGAGUCCUCAAAGGAUUCACGAAUGGUUUCGACGGCACGGCAUUCCACACCUCAGUCUCGAUGAGCCAGCAUAUGAUAUUGAUGUCGAAGGAGAUUUUGAUCCUGGAUUUGAGAGCUUUGGUUCGACAAAUGGUGCCCUCCAACCUCGAGGAAAGACUGUCUUCAAGUCCGAUUUACUUCGGAUGUUUGCACAGGUCCACGCCAGGGGAAAAGGGGCGGCAUCUACAUCCUCCUCUACCUCGGCAGAUAUUAGCCACAUCAUCGUACUCGAUGAUGGUUUCAGCGGCCUAGGUGUUAGCGACCUAUACAUUGAGGACGAUGACGAUAAAAUGUCAGUCAAAUCGGCAGCUGAUUCAACUCUCUCAGGAAGAACUUUGGUCGACAGAACGUUGAGAAUAUUCGCCAUUCGCAACCGUAUGUCUAGAAUAAACCGUGGCCCCUCGGACCUAGCACGACGAGACGCUGAUGACGGACUGGAGUUUCUCGGUCAAAAAAAGGUCUCGCAGGAACUUCAGCGCAUGCUCGGCUCGGCGUACGUUCCCGAAACCCACUGGACGAGUCCUCUCCGGACGCGAAAUGGACAUAAGCCAUUUGUCGGGGAAAGGAAUAUUCUUGGAAAGAAGAAGAUGUAUGCCAAUUUCACGCUCACUGAUCAAAGCAAGUUAUUCACUCGCUAUUUCGCGCAUCGGUACUCAGAGGCUGGUAAAUGGAUUGGCAGACCGCCCGUUUAUCAUCUUGAUGUGAGGACAACCAAAGGGGGUUUUCCCUCUGAGUUUGCGUGGAGUAAUGAUCAGAUGAAGAUGGCUCGAGUAUAUACUAUCUCGAAAACGAAUCACGACGGAAUACCUUCAGAUGUGUAUUUCCUCGUCCGUGUUUUCAAUACAGAUAAGAAGAUCGAGGCACGGUUUCUGUUGGAUCCGUGGUCAAUGUAUCUUGCAGACAAAAUGCGGGUGAAAGCGGACCAAGAGUAUCGCGCAGUGAUACAUGGAAGCUGA
Messenger RNA from Rhinocladiella mackenziei CBS 650.93, 4446 nucleotides. RefSeq lists its product as uncharacterized. The record is from RefSeq and is a predicted model, not a curated record. The coding region runs from base 1 to 4446 and encodes 1481 amino acids. The transcript is spliced from 7 exons. NCBI's taxonomy places the organism in Eukaryota, Fungi, Ascomycota, Eurotiomycetes, Chaetothyriales, Herpotrichiellaceae.